GAAUAGAAUCCAAGUCAAGUUCGUUAUCAUUAUUGACAUUAAACUACCUAUCCCGCGAGUUCUCACUAUUUCAUGUAUGUAUCAAGCUCAAACAAACAAUCCAUUUAUCAAACAUUCUGGUGUGUACAUUGUAGUUGCUCAUGUGGAAGUAUCCGGGUAUUGGGUAUAUGUCAUGGCCGUCCUGCGACUAUGCGUCUUGUGGUCGUUCAGUCGUAACAAAGAUCGGGGCGCCAAAGGAAAAUCAUAAAAAACCAGAGAUCUCGGGUAGGAUAGAAUACAAUGGCAGUAACAUGAUG
Messenger RNA from Aspergillus sclerotioniger CBS 115572, 296 nucleotides. RefSeq lists its product as uncharacterized. The record is from RefSeq and is a predicted model, not a curated record. Lineage: Eukaryota; Fungi; Ascomycota; Eurotiomycetes; Eurotiales; Aspergillaceae. The coding region runs from base 77 to 247 and encodes 56 amino acids. The transcript has a single exon.